CAGAAAUAAGCGACCGGUGGAAACCCCAGCCCCCAGGGUUCCUUCUACUUCUUCCCUCCUAAAAAAAAGGAAUGGUAUUGAGCCUCCUCAAGAAGUCGUGUGCUGCUGGCGCUCCCACACGUUGUGAGCCGCUCCUCCUCUCACCCCCUCCCCAUCCUCCCCUCUCCUCCUUUCCUUCUCUCCACGAGCCGGCCGUCUCUUCUCCUAAAAUAACUCAAACACUCUCUCUUCGAUCUCUAAAAGAAGAAACCAACCCUAAUUUGAUCCAAAUCUUUACCCAAAUAUAUCUCUUCCUCCCCUCCCUUCUCUAGUCUCCUCCGAUCGAUCAUUCUUCUUCCUCUCCAAAAAGUAUAUUGUUUUUUUUUUUGGUAGGCAGAGAGGGAGCGAUCUCUGUUGCGUCCUCCUCUUUUUCUAGGGUUUGUGACGAGAAAUCGAGAGUGGGGUGGGAAUGGUGGGGCCGUCGAGGCAUAGCUUGCCGCAAUGGAUGAGCGCGGCGUCGAGGGUGGAUUUUGACGGCGCCGCCAAUGUGUCUAGGUCGGAUGCGUCCGCUUCGCCGUCGUCUCCGCCUCACCGGCGGUCGUCGUCUUCCGACUCUGAUAUGGGAUUUGGGGAGCGGGCGCUCUCUGCAGCGGGGGCCGCUUUCCUUUCCGCGAUUCUCGUGAAUCCUCUCGAUGUGGCCAAGACGCGGUUACAGGCUCAGGCAGCUGGAGUUCCCUACUACCCUUCACAGCCUCAGUAUGGAAGGCAAAUGGCUUCCCUCUGCGCAAAUACGAUACUUUCAGAUAUAAGAUGUUCUCCAUCAUGUGCUCAUGGUGGAAUAUUUGGUACUGAAGCAGCCCGCCCCCCUGAUCGUUUUCAGUAUAAGGGAACACUGGAUGUAUUCUAUAAAGUUGUUAGACAAGAAGGAUUUGCCAGAUUGUGGAGGGGCACAAAUGCAGGAUUAGCGUUAGCUGUGCCGACUGUGGGAAUAUACUUACCAUGUUAUGACAUGUUCCGCAAUUGGAUUGAAGAAUUCACAACCUGCAAUGCUCCUAAUUUGACACCGUAUGCCCCACUAGUUGCAGGCUCACUUGCACGCUCAUUAGCAUGCAUAACUUGUUCUCCUAUUGAGUUGGCAAGAACACGCAUGCAGGCAUAUAAAGAGUUCCAAAAUGGAGUGAAGCCCCCCGGAAUGUGGAAAACAUUGCUGGGCGUUCUAUCACCUCACAGGAGUACAAGUAACCAUCAAAACUUGCAAAGCUAUCGCAUUCUGUGGACGGGUGUCGGAGCACAACUUGCCCGUGAUGUACCUUUUUCUGCAAUCUGCUGGUCAACUCUUGAGCCGAUUCGAAGAAGAUUACUUGCGCUGGUUGGUGAGGAAGGCCAUGCGGUGAGUGUAUUAGGAGCAAACUUUUCAGCUGGUUUUGUAGCAGGUAGCCUUGCUGCGGCCGCUACAUGUCCUCUUGAUGUUGCAAAAACUCGGAGACAGAUUGAGAAGGAUCCAGCAAGGGCGCUAAAAAUGACCACGAGGCAAACACUAGCAGAGAUUUGGAGGGAUGGAGGGUUGAAGGGUCUGUUUACAGGUGUAGGUCCACGAGUUGGGCGUGCUGGACCUUCCGUAGGUAUUGUUGUUUCCUUUUAUGAAGUUGUCAAGUAUGUUUUGCAUCGGAGACACAUGGACUUAUGAGAGGGGUUUUGUUUACCUAAAAAAAGUCUAGCCUCUCUUCUGUGAAGCCCCCAAGGGACUGGCGUUGAUGCAGUCGAUGCUGCCUUUCACAUUGUUGAGUAGUUUAGAAGAAAUAUCCUGAUUGAGAGCAAAUGACAUGCCAUCACAAGUUGAGCAUGAGUCAUACUCGUUCAAUUUUGUUUGAAGCAAUAAGCAUUUCAUCAAUCAAACUGAGAUGCAACUGAAUUUUGGAGGUUAAAUUGUGAAGGCUAAUAUUGCUUUUUCCCUCCCCUUUCUUUGGAGGCAUAUUUUUUCAAUGUUUUGCCUUGAGCUGUAUAUUAUACUGAGAAUCAUCAUAUAAUGCUUCUGUUUCUUCCACUCAUGGCUACAAUGUUAGAUUGGUUUAACUGCUGUACUGUCUAGUUAUGUUCAUUUA
This is a messenger RNA of Elaeis guineensis (African oil palm), 2081 nucleotides long. Its product is annotated as mitochondrial carrier protein MTM1. Gene Ontology annotation, biological process: mitochondrial transmembrane transport. The record is from RefSeq and is a predicted model, not a curated record. Gene Ontology annotation, cellular component: mitochondrion. Lineage: Eukaryota; Viridiplantae; Streptophyta; Magnoliopsida; Arecales; Arecaceae.